Conger conger (European conger) is the source of this 6137-nucleotide messenger RNA. RefSeq names its product CLOCK-interacting pacemaker a (gene cipca). The transcript has 4 exons. Bases 183 to 1322 code for a protein of 379 amino acids. NCBI's taxonomy places the organism in Eukaryota, Metazoa, Chordata, Actinopteri, Anguilliformes, Congridae. Gene Ontology annotation, cellular component: nucleus. The record is from RefSeq and is a predicted model, not a curated record. Gene Ontology annotation, biological process: negative regulation of circadian rhythm; negative regulation of DNA-templated transcription.
CCCUAGGCGAGUAAGAACGAAGAUUUGUGUCAUUCGAUGUGUCCGAAGGACUGAAUGGUCAUAUUUAGGUUACCUUCAUAACUAAACGUCCUGUUGCGAUCGAGAAAAAACGAUUUACUAGCUUGGUGUUCUAAGGAGGGAGAUGCAGCUUGCUUGAGCAAAGUGCACCAGAAGAAGCCGUGAUGAGUAGCAAGGCUAAAGUGGGAAGCCACAGGAGGCUGUCCACCUACAUGGUGGACAACAUGAAGACAUCCAAGCCAGAGUCAGAGAGGGACUCUGGUUUUUCAGAUGGCAGCUCAGGCUACUUGAGUGCUGUAGACCAGAUGGACUCAGAAGAUGCCGGAAGGCCAGGCAGCCAGGCCCAGGUGGCAGUAAUGACAGGGUCGUACCCCGGCCUCUCCCCGAUGAUCAUCAUGAACAACGUUGUCCUCAAGCAGGUCUGCCAGCCGAAUACACCGACACCAGCACUGAAGCCCUGGGGGUUCCAAUCCGCCCUGGAAAUGCUUCCUCAGCCACAGGUGGUUUUCUUGCAGCCGAUGGUCUCCAACGGUAGCAGUGCCUCGCACAAGAGUGCCCCCAACAAGCGCCGGAAAUCCAGCAGGAAGUAUCUGCCCAUCCUCAAAUCAUACCCCAAAAUUGCCCCUCACCCUGGGGAAAGCCUCUCGGAGAAAGGCGGCUCUGCCCACUCCUCCGGGCAGAGCAGUUUGGCCUCCGGCCAGGAACGGCGCCACCGCCAUCGCCUGAGACGCGACUCUCCGCAGGCAAGCCCGGCCAGUACAGCCGAGCCCUCCGUCACCUCCGCUCCCCCCGCCCCGCCCGUCUCUCCCAGCCGCUGCGGCUCUCUCCCCUCCCCCGGCGUCACGGACGCCCCCUCAGCCGUAAACUCAGCCCCAGCCGCUAACGUCCCGGGGCUGACGCCAUCGCAGCCGCCUUCUACACCCGCCGCUCCAGGCGCCGAGACGGACGCCCUGGCGUCCUGGGCGUGGCCGACGGAGCUGGCCUCCUCCGAUGACGGCAGCUGCCUGGGCAUCCUCUCUGAGAGCCACAGCAAGCAGCAGCGCUUCUGCAACACCUACAACAUCCUCCACCGGUCCGGCUUGCUGGGCAUCACGCUGCGCACCAAGGAUCUGAUCCGGCAGAACCGCCGCACCCAGGGCCAGCUGGAGCAGCUGAAGCGGCACGCCGGGCUGUUCGCGGAGGCUGUACGCAGCGGAGACCCCCAGGUCUGGACUAAGCUGCAGCUGAGCAUGAUGGAGGCCGUCCCUGCUGGAGCGGAGGAGCAGGAGGGCGGGGGGAAGGACACGCUGGACGCACUGCCGUGAGUCUACGGUGUCCGCGGAGUGGACUCCUGGUAGAGGGACGACCCACCAACGAACAAGUGCUCUGUUUAGUCUUAACCCCUUUCUCCGUCUGUUACUGAGUGAUACUGCGAUAGUAGCUUUCACUGUGUUUUCAUGGCUGUUACGGGUCACUAAAUCUGCAAUGGACCUGGAAAAUCUGAAUUUACUUGGCGUAUUUGAUAUAGAACCCAAGACCAUAUUCAGUGCGUAAACGCAAAACAAAAUGCUGUUAAACAAAUUGAUUUGGAAAAUGUGACAUGACUGGGGAUGUCAUGCGCACUGCAGACUGCAGUUGUUCAAUGCUCAGCUCAGGGGUGGGUUUCCCGAAAACGUUGAAUCUUUGCAUUAACAAGUGUGUUAACGCGGUUCUUAAUCUAAAAACGUUCUCAUUAGGUGCGUUUUCCCGAUGUCUUGUUAGACGGACUCAAGGAACAACAAACUUCUUUGCCAUGCACGUUCCUGCUAAACGCAUGACUAGUUGACCAAUCGAUGUGGAGUUUCAUGUAACAUGUUUCUUAGCUAGUCAACGCAGAAAAAAUAAUUUCUAUUAAUUUACGUACCGUGUUAUCAUUAAACUUUAACCGUUUUCAUUCCUAAUGUCUUUGAACUAAAUACAAUGGCUACUAAAUAAAAACUAAUAUAAAACAAGAUUCAACGAAUAAUAAACUAAAUAAUUACUGAACAUACCAACCCUAGGCGUCAUCUAUGAAGUGGUCUGGUGGUAUAGUAUUAGGACGUUACUGUCCUAUGUGUUCUGAUGCACCUUUUGGUUUAGGCGCUUUUCUGAAGUACAGCAACGAUAAUUUAGCCUCUUCUCCACAUUGCAUGGAGGGCAGUGUUUUGGCCUUAUUUAUACAAGUAUGCAGCAAUUUGUUUUACUAAUGGAACGCUGUUAAAUGACUUUUAAUGGCAGUUAAUUGGACUAAAAAUAAUCAAGUUAUCAAUGCGACAUGAUCAUGUUCAAUUUAUUUAAUACAAUGUCAUUCCAAAUCAUAGGCUAUUCCGAUAACUUUUUUAUGAGUAGGCUAUAAAUUUUAUAUUAUGAUAUUUAUUCUCAAUAUAGGUUACAUUAAAAAUAAUUGACUAGGAGGUACUACACUUUUUAGGCCAUUGUAGGCUGUGUUUAUAUGAAUGUAAAGUGCAUGCAUCUUGCCAAAGAGGGCAGCUGCGUGCGGUAUCUUAAAGAGGUUCUUUGCUGUGAACAAGUAAUCUUGAUCGCUCAUAAUUGAAGAGGUAACUAGAGAUACGUUUGCGUUACGAAUGUGUUUGGGAAACCCACGUUUAAGAAGGGUCGUAAGAUGUAUUUAGAGAGGUUCUUACCGUUAAAGGUAUAAUCGGUCAAACCACAACACUGUUUAUGCGCCAUUGGCUGUGGCAAUUAGAACCAAUUUUCAACCAAUGAGCUUGAAUUAUUGUACCGCUGUACAAUGUUUUGGUACAGUGUCGAUGCGUCAACAGUUUAUUUUGAAACCCGAAUUUAAAGACUAUUAACACAGGCAGAGGGUGAGUCAACAUGUCAGUGAGCCCUUUUCAACGAUCGGAAAGGGAUUUACAAUGGUCUUGUAAUAAUGGUUUAACACAAAAAAUAUAUAAUCUUAGCUAUUAUACCUUUAAGAGGCUUUCGGGAAGCCCACCCGGUACAGUUUCCAGGUGAAUUGGAUCGUGUUGAUCAGGCUAAUGAGGACGCAUUCUCUGUGCUUUCCCAUGAAGAUGGGCAGCAGCAGUGAGAGCUGUCACUCAACAGGGCUCAGUCGGUUGUGGUGUUUUCUCUGCAGGGCAAACUCCUGUCCUUGUUUCAUUCAUAGUCUUAAACUGCUGAAUGAGCCUAGUGUAAGCUGUACUAUUUUAGUAGUGCCAUAGGCAGUGUUUUAAAUCUUUAUUUGUAUUAGGUCAAGACCUUAUUCAAGCCUAACAUAUUUAUUUGUUGCGUCUUGCUCUUGCACAUCUUGUAGAAGAAUAUCUCCAUUCAGCAUCCAACUAAGUUGGAUUCAGCAUCAACAUUACAACUAAUUGAAUAGUUCCUGUGGCAUCUUAUUCUAGCUGAAAAGCAACAAAAAGUUAGUGGGAUUUUGAAGAGAAGCUUUUGUUUUCUGUUGAGAGCUAUGGCUUUUUCUUUUUCUUUUCUUUUUUUCUUUUCUUUUUUAACCCACAGUUUGUCCAACUGGCAAAGCCAUUAUCGUAUCAGCAAGUGCAGUGAUUUCAGCUUAUGUAAGCAAGUGAUAUAUUUGUGAAUUUGGUGAACUAUCUUUAAUAGUUGUGAAUAGAAUGACUGUGUGUGUGUGUGUGUGUGUAAAGUGUUUGCACCUUUUCAACAUGUUUACUAUUUUUAGACUGCUUUUGUAGCAGUUCAUCUGUCCCUGAAGAUACUUCUAAUGACCCGCCUUAUGAACUGUGCAGUCACUAAGCAAAUGCAUAUCAAAUGUAAGCUAAGCACACACCAGUGGUAAAGGUGACCGUGAAAGAGAGUGGAAAUGGCAACGCUUCAUUUAAAAAUGAAAAACAUUUGAGAGCAUACUCAGCCUAUUCUACUUUUAUUGAAGUCAUUUACAAGUGCCAGUUACUAAAGCAACAUGAAUUAAAUUCUGAACUCUUGCAGGAUAAUAAGGAGUUUGCUUUGCCAUCAUGGUUUAAAACCUUAGCAUGCAUACAUUUAUCAAAAAUCUUUUUGGAUUUAGUGUGAUUAUUUGUCUUUGUUAGGAAAGUUGUGCCCUGUGAUGAUAUGCCUUUUGAAUUCAGAAGGGUCAUUUGACUGACUGUAAAACUGUAAUUUGCUGCCCAUUGAAAGAUUUUUUAAUUUAUUUUGUAUUUAUUUUUUUGGUUCCCCCUGAUUGUGCUCCCGUGUUUAACACUAUUUCACAUGCACGAGGAGCUAUGUUUUUAGGUUUGAGUUUAGGUUCUCUUCUCUGGCAUGCCAUUGAAUAGCAGUGUAAGGAAUCAAUUUACAUCCUAUAUACAUUUAUGUCCAUAAAUGUAAUGCAACCUCCCCAUCAUGGUUUGUAGAGUGGGGGGUGAAAGAUUUAAGUUUUAGGAGUCUGAGUCUCCAUUUCAGCUGGUAUGGACCAUGACUCUUAAACUGGUUUAAUGUGAAAGCCGAAGGUGUGUCCAUUGUAAUGGAGGGGUGCUGCACUCCCUUAUAGACCCACCCCUGUAGGGUAUUACUCUGUUUAAAUGGCAGCCAGGGUUUCUGAUCUGUAGCUGAAUUCAUCAUUUACAAUGUCAUGAUAAUGUAAUUUAUCAUUUACUAUUGCUCUGGAAUAGUAACAUGUAAGCUUCUUAAGUUUUCAUUUUUCAUUUUGUUUCAUAUUGAAGAGUUUUGAAAGUUUUUGAAAACAACAAGUCGUUUCCCCUGUGUGCCACUGUAAAUUAUGUGUUCCUAAAAUGUGACUUUUGUGAAUAUAAUCUAUAAGACAAUGGUGCUCAAAUGGCACACGUUUAGUGUGUGUGUGUGUGUGUGUGUGUGAGUGUGUGAGUGUGUGAGUGUGUGAGUGUGUGAGUGUGUGAGUGUGUGAGUGUGUGAGUGUGUGUGUGUGUGAGUUGCUUCUGGUAUUUGAUCACCUUCUAGACUAGACAGAACUUGAGCUACUACCUUUCUGUACUUUUGUGCACAGCAGUGGCAAAAUGAAAGUGAGCACAUUUCUGCAGAUCACUGUAACAUGCCACAUUUUGCUCUGCAGAAGUAACUAAUGGGUGUUGUGAACUGCACUGGGUCGCUGAGAUUUACAUUUAAUAUUAUUUUUUGUAGCCUACCCUCUCGCUCUUUCAGUUUAACCAGGAUUGUGUUUUUUUCCUUUACUUGAGCAACAUAUUUACAAUAGUAGUUUAAUUACGCAGAGUUAAUGGCAAAGGUCAUUGCUUGAUAGAUUGAGUGCCCUCUAUCAUGCUUGCCUGCGUGUAUGGUUUUUGUAUCAGCAAGGCAGCACUACUCAAACAUGUUCUGCGGGCAGCAGUGUCUACGGGUUUAGCACGGUUGAAGUAAAUACUUGCUGACACUGUGGCCCGCAGGAUGUGAAGCUGAGUGGCGCUGUAGUAAGGUAUUGCAUCCUAGUGGAAUUUAAUUUCCAAAAAAAAAAAAGCAUGUGGCUAAGGUAGGGACAUCCUGCUGUAAGGAGUAGCUUGUCUAAAUAAUUGUUGGAUAGUUGUAGCACAGUAGCUAUUUUUGUUUGGUUUAGAGAACUUAAGUCACAAUAGCUAAGAAACAUACCGUGUUCUCAUAGCAGUGCCUCACGAUUUUAACAGUUUUCCCUGUUAUUUACAGUCCUAUACUACUGAGCACUGACUUUACGGAUAUGGAUUAUUUUACUCUCCAUAAGGAACCUCAGAAACAUGUUUGAUGUGAUUUAAAGGUGAUUGGCAAGAACAUUUCAUUUAAGCUCAAACGAUCAAUGUGUAGCUCAUUAAUCUAAUGUAAAUCUGAUGCGUUUUAAAGCGUUGACAUUCAAACAUGCUGAACUUCUAGGUAAUUUAGGACAUGGGUAUUUAUAAAUUUCUUAUUGGCUCUGUAGUUCAUUAAGUGUUUUCAGUUCAUUUUUGUUUUGCACUAGGCAUUAUUUUGGUUGGAAAGAUUUACUGUUGAUAUGUCACCAAAAAAGAGGGUGAAAAAAAGAAAUUGAAGUCUAAUGAAUAACUUGCACCAUGAAAUGGUUGAAUGAGAAGCUAUGCAACAUUCGGAAUUGACAAGAUGGCACAACUAUACAUUCUUUAUAAUUUCUAGUUUGCUGAAGUGCUCCUUUUUUGUACUUUUUUAAUAGACCAUUUGCAUUGACAUGUUUGCUUAAUAAACAUCUUUUUUUCUUUAAA